Molecule: messenger RNA, 462 nt
Organism: Oppiella nova
Lineage: Eukaryota; Metazoa; Arthropoda; Arachnida; Sarcoptiformes; Oppiidae
Source: the annotation of a GenBank genome assembly
CUAAGGGCAAUAAUCAUGGGACACAUAAUGUUCAUGGUCAUUGAUUUCUACAUGUUUUACUCAAAUGGUUUUGUGGCACAAAUGUCAGCCCAUGAUUUAGUACCCACCAACAAUCUGUUUAAUGGGUUUCUGAAAACCCAUUCAGUAGGCAAUUUACUACACGUCAAGCCUUACCAUUACGGCCCAUCCUAUCUGAAUGGCCUACUAUUAGGCUAUUUAAUGGAAACCACUUCAGAUGUGCGCAAAAUAUACGAUAAUAUUUACGUCAAAACAUGUGUCAAACCAUUGGCUCUGUUUUGGGUCCUCAUAACUGCGGCAACCUUUGUAAAGACGACUCUUUUUGGUAACUUCGCAUCGGUAUUCACGGCAUUUGAGUACUCGGUCAGCGCGUUCACACAAAGCCUAUUGAAUAGUGUGUUGCCAUCAAAACACGGCAAACGAGUGCAACAAAAAGUGAAAUAA